Molecule: messenger RNA, 1163 nt
Organism: Sturnus vulgaris (Common starling)
Lineage: Eukaryota; Metazoa; Chordata; Aves; Passeriformes; Sturnidae
Gene: COQ7
Product: coenzyme Q7, hydroxylase
Biological process (GO): determination of adult lifespan; regulation of reactive oxygen species metabolic process; ubiquinone biosynthetic process
Cellular component (GO): mitochondrial inner membrane; nucleus
Molecular function (GO): 3-demethoxyubiquinol 3-hydroxylase activity
Source: RefSeq, a predicted model, not a curated record
AUGGCGGCGGCCGCAGCUCCGGCUGUGCGGUGCUCACUCUUGAAGCGCCGGCCCUUCCGCUGCGGGCCGGGUCUGCGGCCUGUGCCCGGCGGGGGGGCUUCCCUCAGGCUGUGCAGCACGCGGCUGGCGCAGGAGGGCCUCAACAAGCCCGUCAUAGACCGCAUCAUCCGCGUGGACCAUGCGGGGGAGUACGGGGCGAACCGCAUCUAUGCGGGGCAAAUGGCCGUGCUGGGCAGGUCCAGCGUGGGGCCCAUCAUCCAGCAAAUGUGGAAUCAAGAAAAAGACCACCUGAAAAAGUUCAAUGAGCUCAUGGUUGCAUAUAGAGUUCGACCUACUGUUCUACUGCCUUUCUGGAAUGUAGCAGGUUUUGUUUUAGGGGCUGGCAGUGCUUUACUUGGAAGGAAGGGUGCAAUGGCUUGCACAGUGGCUGUGGAGGAGAGUAUAUCAGAGCACUACAACAACCAGAUCCGAACUCUAAUAGAAGAGGAUCCAGAAAAGUACAAAGAACUAUUGCAGGUAAUAAAGCAAUUCCGGGAUGAGGAGCAGGAGCACCACGACAUUGGGCUUGAGCACGAUGCAGAAGCUACACCAGCUUAUUCUGUUUUGAAGACAGCCAUACAACUUGGAUGCAAAGCUGCAAUAUUUUUAUCAGAAAGAAUUUAGUUAUAUUUUCCAUAAUAAUUGUGGUAAUAAAUUAUGACAUAAAAGCAUACGGAAAUUGUGGACGACUCAGCUGUUUUAUUCAGUCUUUUAAAUUUUUCUGCACUAAGCACUUUUUCUUGCACUAAGCAUCCUUUGUCACAUUAAGUCCCCAUUUUAAAAGUAUCUGUAAUAAAAGUCAGUUGAGCUCAAUGUGAAUAAAGGUGGCAGAAUUGAGUCUGUGUGAACUAGACCUCCCUAUUCAGAGACAGUUCACAAGGUGGCAGCAAAAUAUGUAUACACAUGGUUUAUAUAUACAAUACUGUGUAUGGAUACAUACACAUAAAAAUGAUAAACAUAUUCAGUUGCCUUCAAAUUUAUGUGACUUGAAAUAAGCUGGAGCAGCUCAUUUUAAAAUAGUUAAUACUGAAAAAGAAGAAUAUUUUUUCUGUUUUCAAACUGAGUGAAGUAAUAGUAAGUAUUUAUCUUCAGUCCAUCUUGAAUAAAAAUCGGUGUUAUAAGAC